Molecule: messenger RNA, 2485 nt
Organism: Anarrhichthys ocellatus (wolf-eel)
Lineage: Eukaryota; Metazoa; Chordata; Actinopteri; Perciformes; Anarhichadidae
Gene: mief2
Product: mitochondrial elongation factor 2
Exons: 8
Coding region: 201-1607 (468 amino acids)
Biological process (GO): mitochondrion organization; positive regulation of mitochondrial fission
Cellular component (GO): mitochondrial outer membrane
Source: RefSeq, a predicted model, not a curated record
GAAGACAGCAGCUGUUAGCUAGCUAGCUGGUUGAGCUAUGUUUACUUUAUGUCCGUGAACAAUAGAAAGUAACUUCACGCGUUGUUGUUGAAGAGCAUUGAAAUACGUAUUUGAUCAAAACACUAAUGGUGUGGAGUCGGACUGUUGUAUUUCUCUCCGCACUGAGUGGCUAACCGCACAAAAAAAAAAAAGAGGAAGCGAUGAACUUCCAGGGCAGUCGGAGGCGAGGAGAGGAUGGCAUCGCCGUGGUGAUUGAUUUCCUGCUGUCUAAUGCCCAGCUGGUUCUGGGAGUCGGGGGGGCGGCCGUGCUUGGAAUCGCUACACUGGCAGUGAAACGGCUGAUAGAGCGCGCGGGCCGUGCCGCUGAUGAGGAUGAAAAGGUGAAGCGGAAGAUGGCCGAGAGCUGGGAGGAGUUGAGUUUGGUGUCUGCCUCCCCCACGAUGAUCAAGAAGGGCAUAGAGGGCGUGGUGAUGAAACAUGUCGCCAAGGCAGCCAGACAGCAGAAAGCUGACCUUUCACAACAGCCUCAGACAUCCUCUCCGGAGGUGCCGUCUAAACCCGAGUCCAAUUCUAAGAGACUCCAGCUGUGCGUCCUCAGUUUGCAGGAGCGACUGCAGCAGUUCUAUCACACGAGGGCGGCUCUAGCUCCGGAUGAGGUCCGGAGGGCUCAGUCUCUAGCUGUGGACAUCUGCACUGAGAUCCAGGCCUUUUUGCACAGACGCCUUCCUGACAUGCCCCUCGGAGAAAUGAGCCUCGGAGGUUCUCUACUGGAUGACCUGCAGGUGGUCAGUGCGGACCAUGCGUGUCUGCUGGUGCCUCUACAGCUGGAAGCCUCUCUGUGGCACCUCAUCCCGGGAGAGGAAACGCUGCUCACACACCCGCUGCACUGGAUGGUCCGACGGGUCAAUCUGGAAUAUUUUCCCAGAGGACUCAGCUACUGGGACAGGUACCUGGUGGGUGGUUACCUGUCUGCAGAAGCGGUUGUGAACAUGUUUAGUAAAGCUGUCAUGGAGACUAUAAACUGGCUGUCCAUCAGCAGCACUCUGGACUGUCUCGUCAGACCUGUACAGGGAGGACCAGACCUGAGACUGGAGAUUCGGCCUGGGAAUGAAGAAGGGGCAGAGAGCAGUGAUCCGCUGCUGUUCAUCUCCAUGCUGCCUCUGCUGAGGGAGGACGACGUGGUUCUGACUGCCCAGACGGAGCUCACCUCUCCCUGGGUCAAUGCCUGGCACCUGUCUCUCUACCCGUGGGAGAACCGGCGACUGACUCGGCUCGACAUCGCCGACGACGGAUACCGCCGGCACACGCUUAAAAUCCUCAAGGCGGUGUGCAGACUGAACCCGUCCCUGCGGCCACUCGGAGCCGCCCCGCUGGCCAAUCUCGUCCUGCGCCUCAGUGACAGUGAAAGCGACUGGUCCAAGAUCAGCCUGGAUGUGAGAUUCCAGCAGUGUAUCUCAGAGCUGAUUGGCUACCUGGAACAAGGGGCGUUACACAGUUACUUCAAGCCAGCUGUCAAUCUGCUGAGCGGCUUGUCAGAGGACCAGGUGGACCAGAUGGGUUUCAUGCUGUACUGCGCUGUGUCAGAGCCUGAAAUACUGCUUAUAUAACUGUCUGCACACACGGCAUCUUUCUAGCUCUGACACACAGACACAGACACACACAGAUCAAAUGAGUAAUCUGAUAUCGGUCACAAUGUUUGGUUCAAGUCGAAGAUGUCGUGUUCUUCCCACCUCGGACUGACGUUGUUUGGCUCCUCCGUCCUGCUUUUGAUGGAAGAAUACAGAAUGACAGCAUGCACCACACUGGAGGAGGAGAUGCACAGAGAGACGACAUGUGAAAGUGAUGAUCGGGCAAAACAAACCACUCGGAGGAAAGGACACGUGCCAAGGAAAGGAGCUGAGGAAAGUGUUUAUCACCAUAAUUGACAUGAUGCUUCAGGAUGUGCCUGAUCAGAACACCACAGCCACCAAAGUCUGCAUUUAAGUUUGAAUGAUUGUUUUUUUUUUUCACAGUGUGGCCACAUGCAGCUCAGUAUUUGAAUCACCAGCAGAGGACAGUUUAUUGCCUCUAACUGAUGGCGUGUGCUGUGCAUUAUUUUCCUAAAUCUCCUUUAAUAUAAUCUAACUAUGCAGAAAACGAAUGACCUGCUUAAUACCAACGGGCUGUAAUGCACUUAUAGAAGCAUUCGGUCUGUCUAACCUAUUUAACACAAAGGGUAUAUUUUAUCAUACUGGGGGUUAAAGUGUGCAGUAUUUUGUGUGUCCUGUUUGGUAUUCAGUCUGUUGCCAAUCUUAUUUGGGUUAACUAACCCUUUAAAUUAUGAUUAAAGUUGCCUAAUAAUUGUAUGCUGUUGCUUUUAAAUACCGUAUGAAUGUUGUGGCCAUUUCUUGCGUUCUUGCCGAGUGAUGGAGAAAUAGAUUUUCUGUGAUUGAACUUGUCAAACUGCAAAUAAUAAUUAAAGCGUUUGUUUAUAUUCUUGCUCAGU